AAACUGAAUUUUGGGGACCCUCAGGAGGACAAAACCCACCACCAAUGCUGCCCCAGCGUCCCUGCUUUACCUGGCAGUGCUUUAUCACAUGGCUGUGUGUCCAGGGGGCUUCACCAAUCCCACCUUUCCAUUUCUGGUAGGAGUUCAGGACAAAACCCUUCUGUGAAACAACCAUCCCCUGGCAAACCACUUUGCUUUAUUUUUGUAUUUAUCUAAGUGGGGGUAGAGGAUUGUUUUAUAUAAAAACCUUUUAUGUGUUGGGGGGGAGAAUCAAAUACGCUACUUCUGUGGGCUCAGCCACGAAGCUUCUCAGAAAGUGUAAAGGAUUUUCCAAGCUGUGUCUGUCUGUCUGUCCUGCAGUUCCCUUCUGGCAUCUCCUGUUCACGCGUCCCUUCUAUAAACUGGCAUUUUUUAAAAGAGAGAUUUUUUGGGUUGUUUUUUCAAUAAAAGGGAAGAACAGACAUCAAACGUGUCCUGGAGCAUCUCUGGGGUGUUUCAUGCCUGGGGAGGGAAUCCCAGUUCACAAAAUCCUCAGGGCUGGAAGAAUCCUGGCAUUCCCGUGGCACCACCACAAUCUUGUCACCUAACCCUCGUCCCCAGGUGCCGCAGGACGAGGAUGACUCCUCUUUUUAUCUUGCAGAGCUGGUUGGGCCUGGCUGCCUCACCUCAGGAACCCCCGGACGGACCUUCCUGGUUUUCCGGCCCUCCCUGGCCACACCUGUCCCACCGGGGAGCUCGGCAGGGGACUCUCCUGGCAUCCCAGGCAGGAUCCUGCCUCCAUCCUUCUCCUGGCUCCCUCCUGCCUGCCGGGGAGAGGCUCGGGACUCCUCGGCAACGCCUCCACCAUCAAUCUUCUCCUGGCAUCCCACCAUUCCCCCUGGCCAUUCCAGGAGCGAGGAGCGCAUCACCUGCUCACACCUGCACAGGUCCCAGGGGGAACCUCAGGGCGGCCACCAUGUCCCAGGCCACCACCUGCCUCAAGCAGCAGGGGGAUGGCGGGCAGAGCCCCCCUCCGCUGCCAUCACCACCAGUAUCCCCGCACAUUUUCCCUCCGGAGACGCUGUUCCGACAGGCAGGUGGGGUCACCUACCGCAUCCCCGCUCUGCUCUACGUGCCCCCGGAUGAUUCCUUCCUGGCCUUUGCCGAGAAGCGCUCCUCGCCCCUCGACGAGGAUGCCAAGUACCUGGUGCUGCGGCGGGGCCGCCGGCACGGCUCCUCGGUCAAGUGGGGUCCCACGGAGGAGCUGUCGGCGCUGGCGCUGCCCGGCCACCGCACCAUGAACCCCUGUCCCCUCUACGACGCCAGGAGCGGCACCGUCUUCCUCUUCUGCAUCUGCGUGGAGCAGGGGAAGACGGAGCAGUGCCAGAUCUGGAGCGGCUGCAGCGCCGCCCGCCUCUGCUUCGCCACCAGCGCCGACGGCGGCCGCGGCUGGAGCGCGCUGCGGGACGUGACGGACGAGGCCAUCGGCGCCGACCUGUCCCGCUGGGCCACCUUCGCCGUGGGCCCGGGCCACGGCGUGCAGCUGGACUCGGGGCGCCUGGUGGUGCCCGCCUACACCUACUACGUGCACGGCUGCCUGUGCGGGGCCCUGCGGCUGCCCUGCUUCACCCGCCAGCACUCCCUCGUCUUCUACAGCGACGACGGCGGGCGCCGCUGGCACAAGGGCGCGCUGCUGGGCGGCGAGCGGACGGGCGAGUGCCAGGUGGCGGAGAUCCGCGGCCCGCGGCAGCCGCCCGUGCUGUACUGCAGCGCCCGGGCGCCGCGGGGCUGCCGGGCCGUGGCGCUCAGCACCGACCGCGGGCUGUGCUUCCAGCGGCCGGUGCCGUGCGCGGCCCUGGGCGAGCCGCCGCGGGGCUGCCAGGGCAGCGUGGUCAGCUUCGCCCGUUCCGCCGCGGCGCCCACCUGGCUGCUCUACUCGCACCCCACCGACCGGCAGCGCCGGCGCGAUCUGGGGCUCUACGUGAACCCCUCGCCGCUGGACGGGGCGGGCUGGCGGCGGCCCUGGGUGCUGCACGCCGGGCCGGCUGGAUACUCCGACCUGGCCGUCUGCCCCGGCGGCCUCUUCGGGUGCCUGUUCGAGUGCGGCGCCAGCAGCGCCUGCGAGGAAAUCGCCUUCUGCCUCUUCGCCCUGGAGCCCUCCGGCGAGCAGGAGCUCAAGGCUUCCUAAAAUAGACCCGUUUUAGGCAGCGCGGCCGCUCCUGAGCACUCCAGCGAGCGCAGCAGCGCCGAGAGCUCACCGGGACAUGGCGAGGGCGCCAGAGGCUCAGCAUCGUCUCCCUUUUAUUUAAUUAUGUCUUUUUAAUCGCCCGUCAGAUGUUGUCGGUGACCUGCGGCAGUGCGGGAUCUGCUCUGGCUUGGCCAAGGGGGAUGCCAGCACAGCGCACGAAAUGCCGCUGCUUCUCCAAAAAUCAGCAUUUUUCACCUGGUAGCAGCUGAAAAGCAGAAGGUGCCAGCAAGAGCAGCUGAUUCCCUGAGGAAAAAGUACCCAGGAAUCUUGGUUUAGUUAAAAAUAUUCCAGUUCCUGUGUUCCUGCAGGUGGCA
This is a messenger RNA of Serinus canaria (Common canary), 2541 nucleotides long. RefSeq names its product neuraminidase 3 (gene NEU3). Gene Ontology annotation, biological process: oligosaccharide catabolic process; ganglioside catabolic process. Lineage: Eukaryota; Metazoa; Chordata; Aves; Passeriformes; Fringillidae. Gene Ontology annotation, molecular function: exo-alpha-sialidase activity. Bases 617 to 2167 code for a protein of 516 amino acids. The transcript is spliced from 4 exons. The record is from RefSeq and is a predicted model, not a curated record. Gene Ontology annotation, cellular component: lysosome; cytoplasm; membrane.